Pipistrellus kuhlii (Kuhl's pipistrelle) is the source of this 2325-nucleotide messenger RNA. RefSeq names its product solute carrier family 25 member 37 (gene SLC25A37). The transcript is spliced from 3 exons. Gene Ontology annotation, biological process: iron import into the mitochondrion. Lineage: Eukaryota; Metazoa; Chordata; Mammalia; Chiroptera; Vespertilionidae. The record is from RefSeq and is a predicted model, not a curated record. Gene Ontology annotation, molecular function: ferrous iron transmembrane transporter activity. Bases 1166 to 1729 code for a protein of 187 amino acids. Gene Ontology annotation, cellular component: mitochondrial membrane.
UACAUGCCCUUGACCGGAAUCGAACCUGGGACCUUUCAAUCUGCAGGCCGACACUCUAUCCACUGAGCCAAACCAGUUUUGGCUGUUUUGCUUUUUAAAAACCUGGCAUGAAUUGCAUUUAUUGAGAUGGUCACUGAGAGCCUCCUCUGAGGCCAUCCCUGAGUUCAAGGCUCUCCUUUUGCUGAAACUGCCUUACGUAAUGACUGGUUUAGCUCCUUGGUCACUGGACCCCUUGACUGCAGUUUGAUGGUACCCGGUUGAUGCCAAGUUAUGCCAAACAGUGCCCAGUUUAGGCCAGGAUCUGCCCAGCUGUGCCCGCUUCCCUGUGGUGUGUGCUCUGGUUGACUGCCCUUUGACCUCUCUGGGGAGCCAUCAGUGUGUGUGGAGGGAGGGGGGGUGGAUAUAUAUACUGCUGGAACCUUAUCCUGGGGUCCCUGGUUCCUUUCACCUUCCAGCAUUCAUCUUAAUUACGGGGCAUGCGAGCCACCGAGGAAGAGACCCAAAUCCCAAAGGGAAACCCCGGGCCUGAGCCAGGAUGCUGAAACUCCUGGUGUUUGAAGCCAGGUGGUUGGCCCUAGACAAGUCAUGUCUUGGCAAAUUAGCCCUGAACAGCUACCAGAUGCAGGUCUUCCUGGCCUCUUCCCAUGCCCUAGUGCCUAGGUCAGUGGUUGGCAAACCGCAGCUCGCGAGCCACAUGCGGCUCUCUGGCCCCUUGAGUGUGGCUCUUCCACAAACUACCACGACCUGGGCGAGUCUGUGUUGAAGAAGUGGUGUUAGAAGAAGUUUAAGUUUAAAAAAUGUGGCUCUCAAAAGAAAUGUCAACUGUUGUACUGUUGAUAUUUGGCUCUGUGGACUAAUGAGUUUGCCCACCACUGGCCUAGGUCUUACUAAGACAUUUUCUUAAAGAUUUCUUUCCCGGUGUUUUCUCCCUCUCAGCCGUGUGCAUGGUGUCGCUCCCUCUGAUUGCCCCCCGUGUAAGUGCAGAGCGAGUUCAUGGGGUAGACCCAGGCGAGGGACACACUAGCAUUAAGACCUAGACUGUGGGAAAAGCCACAAGGUGUGUUUUCUGGGCACCAUCCAGCGUUAGCAGGUCUAACCUUUGCCCAGGAUUGACCGCCAGAGAGAAAAUGAGGUUCCCCCAAGACGAAAACGCAUAGCUGGGAGUAUGGCCACCCUGCUCCACGAUGCAGUAAUGAACCCGGCAGAAGUUGUGAAACAGCGCAUGCAGAUGUACAAUUCGCCACACCCGUCGGCCCUCGGCUGCAUCCGUUCGGUCUGGAGGACCGAGGGCCCACGGGCCUUCUACCGGAGCUACACCACGCAGCUGACCAUGAACGUUCCCUUCCAGUCCAUCCACUUCAUCACCUACGAGUUCCUGCAGGAGCAGCUCAACCCCCACCGGGGCUACAACCCACAGUCCCACAUCGUCUCCGGCGGGCUGGCCGGGGCCCUGGCCGCGGCCGCCACCACCCCCCUGGACGUCUGCAAGACCCUCCUCAACACUCAGGAGAACAUGGCCCUCAGCCUGGCCAAUGUCAGCGGCCGGCUCACGGGCAUGGCCAACGCCUUCCGGACGGUGUACCGGCUCAACGGCCUGCCCGGCUACUUCAAGGGCAUCCAGGCCCGCAUCAUCUACCAGAUGCCCUCCACUGCCAUCUCCUGGUCGGUCUACGAGUUCUUCAAGUACUUCCUCACCAAGCACAAGCUGGAGAGUCGGGCUCCCUACUAAAGCAACGGGCUGUGGGCCGUGACUCCAGAAUCUUGUAUUUCUAAAAGGGUUUUCCCUGCCUGCUCCCCUUCCUGCGCCCUCCCAGCGGGAUUGUUUUUGCAGGGAGUUCUCAGGGGGUGGCCUUCCGUUCCCCCGACUGACGCCUUGGAGAGCGGAGAGGAUGGGACAGCCGCCUAGCAGAGGCUGUCCACCUACCGGAGGCCUAUCGAGGUGGUAGGAGGUGGGGAAAGGCUUUGGAAGGAGAGCAAGAAGUGGCUUUCUCUGUCCUCCCCUAAGAGGGGUGUAGCUCUCCUGCCUCCCCGUGGCAGGCCCCGCCCGCCCCUGGGGUCAUAGGUCACGCAGAGGGGGAGAAAGUGUGCAUGGCUGAGAACCAUGAGAGCGAAAAGAGCACAUUAUGUAUAUAAAAGUUCUAGGACACAGUAUAAAAUGGAUGGAUAAUGUUUUAUUCUUUAUUUUUCUACGUAGAGGUUUUUGGAUUUGUGUGUGUGUGUGUGUGUGUGUGUGUGUGUGUGCCUGUGUGUGUAUGGAUAAGUGUGACAGCUAGGGAUGCAAAGCUGAUUUUAAAAAAGAGGGCUGAAGUCUUCCAUUGGGUUAGG